AGGAGUCUGAAGCAAGGUUCUUCCUAUCUUUAUCUCUGUAUUUCUUUCCUUUGGCAAACUUGCAACUUCUUGUCAAUUUAUCAGAGCUGAACAUCAAAAACUGGCAAGAUUUAAAAUCCACUAACAGAAAGCGAAAUAAGUUGGCAAAGAGAAUCAAAGAAGUUGUAACUUUUCCGAACGUCUCUUUUUCCUUUUUCUUGUUGGUUAGCAAAAUAGGUUUCAACUAUUUCUGCUUGAAGGUUGAAACUCCUUGGUUUUUUGUACACAUAGAUUUAGUUCCUUUUUCUCUAAAUGGCAGGGUUGUUCCUCAUGAUUGCUGCCGAUUAUUUUGGCUUGCAUGUGGGUUUAUUAUGAGGAGAAUUGAUUCUUUUUCUUGUUGAAGGAAUACAAGAAAAGAUCAACACGAGAGAAAUUAAACCCAGUUUUUGUUUUUCGUUUCCAGUCAUGGAGGCUACAGAGAUUUAGCAGACAUUUUAGUUUCCAGCAGUAAUUUGCGUUUAUUUCUUGGAUAGUCUAACUAUAACAAUUUCAGUGAUUUGAGGUGGUGAGAAUUACUUAUAUCCAAUAAGAAGAAGUUAUGCUGAGGAAUAGAUCAAGAGCAGUGACCAGCAAACAAGCUUUAAUGGCUGAUCACAGCUCUCAAUCACCUCCAAUCCAAAAUCAAACAAAAAAAGAUCCAUCUUUCUUUGGUUCUUCGAAGUUCAAAGCUUUCACAUUGAAGUGUUUUCCUGAAGUUGAACCUGCGAUUAGUCCUACCUCAAUCCUUGACUCUACUAAACUGUUCUCUCUUUCCAAAAACCCAUUUUGGUAUGACAAAAACCCACCUAAAUCCCCAAAAAAUUCCUCUGAAACCAAACACUCAUGGGACCAGUUGGACUCAAAAGGCAUUGGUAUUGCUCUUAUUGAUGAAGAAAAAUCCAAUGAAGAGCACAAUGCGUCUUUUUCUAUACCCAGUAACAGAAUGGUCUUGUUUGGGAACAAAAUAAGAGUCCAAAUUCCUCAGGUUGUAAACUUUACUCUUUCUCUAAGUAAGUCGCCUAAAUCCCCAGCUGAUUUUGGAAUUAAAAGCAAGAAUUCUCAAUUUUCAGUGUCUAGCUCUACAAAUUCUGGUACUCAAACAAAAGGAUUCCCUCAGGUGUUAACAGGAAGUCUAUCUAUGAGUGAAAUGGAGCUAUCUGAAGACUAUACAUGUGUUAUUUCUUAUGGUCCUAAUCCAAGAACUACUCAUAUAUUUGAUAAUUGUGUUUUGGAUAAUUUUUAUUCCUCAUCAGAUAAGUCCAACUCUGCCCCAAAGAAUUUCCUCAGCUUUUGUUACACAUGCAAGAAGAAUCUUGAACAGAAAAAUGACAUUUUUAUUUACAGAGGUGAAAAAGCCUUUUGCAGUCGAGAAUGCAGAUACCAAGAAAUGCUGAUAGAUGAAGUAGAGAAUUGAGAAUUUUGAUGGUAUUUAAAGGAAAAGUUUCCUAACUUCCUUGAAAAAGCCUUUUGCAGACCCAGAUCUUGCUAUAACAUAAUUCUCAGCUUUUCAGUUUUUCCAAUCUUGGGUUGGAUGAAGAAAACUAUGAAUAUGUACAACAAAAGUAUUUAAGUAGAUCUUUUUUUCCUUUUGUUUUUUAACCCUCUCACCUGCAGAUAGAGAUAAGAGAGGAUGAGAUAUGUAGAGUGGAAUUUGUUUAAAUGAUGACUAAUGUGAUAGCUUCUGCCCUUAUACCCGAAGUUUUUGGUCUUGCAGUGAAUGAUGAACUUGCCUAAACUUUUUUUUCCUUUUUGGUAGCUGUGAUUGUAUGCAGCAAUCAUCACUUGUAUUAUUAAAUUGGAUCAAGAUUCUCAACCUUGAUAUA
This is a messenger RNA of Jatropha curcas, 1841 nucleotides long. RefSeq names its product FCS-Like Zinc finger 8. Lineage: Eukaryota; Viridiplantae; Streptophyta; Magnoliopsida; Malpighiales; Euphorbiaceae. The record is from RefSeq and is a predicted model, not a curated record.